This is a messenger RNA of Xenopus tropicalis (tropical clawed frog), 2817 nucleotides long. It is a transcript of the gene inhbb, whose product is annotated as inhibin subunit beta B. The transcript has 2 exons. The coding region runs from base 116 to 1222 and encodes 368 amino acids. The record is from RefSeq and is a predicted model, not a curated record. Gene Ontology annotation, molecular function: growth factor activity. Gene Ontology annotation, cellular component: extracellular region. Lineage: Eukaryota; Metazoa; Chordata; Amphibia; Anura; Pipidae.
UGACAUUUGCUCAUUACAGGCAGCAGCAGAGCGCAGAGUGGCAGCACCUUCCGACUCACAGCUCCUGUCUGUGCCCGGACACCCUCGCCGGGAGGCGGAUCCCGCCCGGAACUCCAUGGCUCUCCUGUUACUGCUUGUGGCCGGACUCCUGCGCCCCGGCGCCCCCAGCCCCACUCCCGAGCCCGGCUGCCCGUCCUGCCACCCCCCGAUGGAGCCGGAGAUGCUGGAGGCGGUGAAGCGCCACAUCCUCAGUCUGUUACAGAUGCAGGAUCGGCCGAACAUCACCCACACGGUGCCCCGGGCCGCCAUGGUCUCUGCCCUGCGGAAACUGCACGCCGGGCGGGUCCGGGAUGAUGGGAACCUGGAGAUCCCCGAUAUGGACGGACACAGCCUUCCGCCCCCCGGGAAUAGCGCCGAGAGUAGCGCCGAGAUCAUCAGCUUCGCCGAGACAGACGACGUUACGGCCUCCCGGGUCCGACUCUCCUUCGCCAUCGCCAACGAGGGGAACCAGAACCUAUUGGUGUUCCAGUCCAACCUGUGGCUUUACCUGAAGCUCCCGGAGGUGAUGGACAAGAGCCGGCGCAAGAUCCGCAUCAAGGUCCAUUUCCAGGACGCGUUCAACCCGGGCAAAACCAACGUGGUGGAGAAGAAGGUGGACAUUCGGCGCAGCGGCUGGCACACCUUCCCCCUGACCGAGGCCGUCCAAUCGCUGUUUGAGGAGGGCGAGCGGAGGCUCAACCUGGAGGUCCAGUGCGACGGCUGCGGGGAAUAUUCCGUCAUCCCCGUCUAUGUGGACCCCGGAGAGGAGUCGCACCGGCCCUUCCUGGUGGUGCACGCCCGGCUGGCCGACAACAAGCACCGCAUCCGGAAACGGGGCCUGGAGUGCGACGGGCGCACCAACCUCUGCUGCCGGCAACAGUUCUACAUUGACUUUCGCCUGAUUGGCUGGAACGACUGGAUAAUAGCCCCUGCCGGUUAUUACGGCAAUUACUGCGAGGGCAGUUGCCCGGCCUACUUGGCCGGAGUCCCCGGCUCCGCCUCGUCCUUUCACACGGCCGUGGUGAACCAGUACCGGAUGAGGGGGCUGAACCCCGGCACGGUCAACUCCUGCUGCAUCCCCACCAAGCUCAGCACCAUGUCCAUGCUUUACUUCGAUGACGAGUACAACAUCGUCAAGCGGGACGUGCCCAACAUGAUCGUGGAGGAGUGCGGCUGUGCAUGAUGGGAAAGUUGAGGACGGUAUCAAGUUCCUUGUGAUCCCUGCCGCCCGUGGGUUCCGCGGAGGUCGACGUCCGACGCCUGAGAGCGGUGGAGCCCCCUGGCCGACUCCACCAACAUCACAAUAUCUCAUGGCGGCGGCCGGCCGACGCGUUCACUCGGCGCCAAGCGAGUCCUGGCAAAUAACGGAUAGAAACAAAAGGGGCGCUCGACCCGCCUUAAGAGGGAGUAGGGCAACUCCAAGGGCACAUUCCUUCCUUCUCAAGUGACCAACCAAAACCUACCCCUUCCGACCCGGCGACUCUCCGUGUAACUCGCCCAUAGCACUUUGUAGAGAGGGAUGUAUAGUGACUUGUAGUGGAACUACAGGGGGGCCCCCGGCUCCUGUUUCAUGAUGAUGGGGGGCAAGCACUUGGCUGAACCUUCAGUGCCCAAACGACUCCGGCACAAUCCCAGCUCCUGUGUGCAAUAGGGCCCCGCGCUUCCGCUGCCCCCCACACAACAGAACUGUAUUGAGAAACCCCCCGUCUUUAUCUCAGAACCCUCGGAGCUGCCACUUACGGCACCACGAGAGGCUCCUUUGAUUGGCUGACUCACCUUGUUAUUGGCCGCCCAGCGGGUUAAUAAAUGGACAGAGACUGAACCGUCUGCCCGACUAUACGGGCCCUUCAGGCCGGCGGCCACCUUAGAAGCACUUGCAGCUGCCGACGACGCGUUUCAAACCAAUUUGCACUUCUCACUGCCUUGAAUGGACGGCACUUGACGGUGCACUUACCCUGACUCAGUAUCCGGCCGUCGGCGGCUCGUCCUGCCCCCGGUUUGGGCAGGUGGGAUGUACCUGUGGCCCUGGGGGGCAACUCUAUAACAAUCUAAUGGCCCCUUGCCACACCGUGCCGGGACGCGGCACUCAUAUCAUUUCAUUCUGUUUAUGGUGGAGCCGGAUGAUCAAACCCCCCCCCUUACUGCUUUGGCCCCCUGGCACUUAAGCCUUAUUGUGCCCUUGCAAUGCCCCAGCCUGGCGGUGCCGGGGCCCCUAUCUGCCCCCCCGGGGGGCCGAGUGCCUGAGCUAUGCAUUUCACAUACACUGGACAGGAAAGACUUCACGGCAAACUUAUUGGGUUUUUGUUUUUUUUUGCUAAUAUAUAAAUAUCUAUAUUUUUUAUACUUGAAAAUGGAUUUUGUCGGCUGAAUUGUGUGUUUUUCUCGGAAGCGAAGGAAUGGGACGUUUUGCACUGAAUCUGCGCAUUAUUCAAACACAAACUGCCAUUUUUUAUUUGUACGGGAGAAAAAAAAGAGAAAAAUGGCUAUUUUUAUAGAGACGGAACUUUUUACUGUAAUUCUAAAGCGUUUUGGAACCAAAGAGGCCGAUUUGUCGUUCCGCGGCGACCGCUCUAUUUUAUCUCGUCUUUUCUACUGCGAAUGAAUGUAGAACCGGGGGGAUUCCCGGCCCCCUUAGUAUCAAAUACGCACGUUCCUAUACCCGCUCUUAUUUAAUAUGGCGUUUCCUUAGUAACGGGACUUAUUCGUAAUAAUUUAAACACCAAACGUUAGAAGCAAAUUCCUGCUGUACAGUCCAAUAAAGGGAAUAUGGAAACCGGA